Olea europaea var. sylvestris is the source of this 1773-nucleotide messenger RNA. RefSeq lists its product as uncharacterized. The transcript has 3 exons. The coding region runs from base 1 to 1773 and encodes 590 amino acids. NCBI's taxonomy places the organism in Eukaryota, Viridiplantae, Streptophyta, Magnoliopsida, Lamiales, Oleaceae. The record is from RefSeq and is a predicted model, not a curated record.
AUGGUUAACACGCGAUCACAUCUUCCUCCUGCAAGCUCAUCCGCUCACGUCCCUCAUCCUGUCGAAAAUCAACCGGCUCCUCAUGAAGAAUCCUCAGGAGUGCCCGCACCUCUGUCUGCGGUCAUCACAACCAAAACCUUUGAAGAGCUCCGUCAACUGUUAAGUCAAAGAAAUUCACAUCCGUCGCCAGGGCAGGCGGAGCAUGGCGGUUUUAUGGCCGAUGCUCGAGCACGACCACCAAACCUCGCAAAUGGUGGAGUAGGAACCUCAGGUAUUCAUAAUAUGGCCUCGGGCUCAAGAUUGGUCGCCAUGGAUUUCGGUGAAAUUGCCCGGAUCAUUCAAGAAGGAAUUACAGCUAGCCUGCAACGUAAUGCUCAGGGGCCAACAGGUUUCACCCCUAACACUCCAUUCACACCAGAGAUAUUAUUAUAUUCCUUGCCCGAUAGAUUCAAAUAUCCUCGCAUUAAAGAGUAUGAUGGGACGACCGACCCCAUCAACCAUCUCAAUGUAUACACUGAUGUCAUGAACUUGCAAGUUGCGCCAGAUCAGGUUAUGUAUUUGGCUGAUAAGUUCUCAGCCUUCUUUGCAAGUAGCAAGCGAAUCAGGAAGACCGCGGCCUCUCUCAUGCAACUUCGCCUAGGACCGACUGAAACCCUGCGAGGAUUUAUGACAAGGUUCAACAAGGAAAGGCUUCAAAUACCCGACCUCCACAUCACAGUAGCUAUCUCCGCCCUCACUUACGUCGUAAGAUGUGAAGCUUUCAAGAUGUCUUUAUCAAAGAACCCGCCGCAAACAGUGACCAAGCUCCUCACCCGAGCUGAAAAAUACAUUAAUAUGGAGGAAACACUAAAUCCAAGGAGACCUGGUCCUUCCCAUGAAAAGACCGAGAACAAAAGGCAACAUGAUCCCGUCCCCCGGCAUGAGUUUCCCUGGGAUAAGCGAAGGAACGAGGCGCUAUCAGCACCUCUCACUCGGUUGAACACCUCUAAGGCAAUCAUUUUGAUGGAGGUUAAGGAUAUGAAAGAAUUAAAGUGGCCUUCAAAGAUGAAGUCACCCCCUAACACAAGAGAUAGGAGCAAAGGAUUUUUAAAGAAUUACAUUGGUCCUGAUAAACGGCCAAGGAAUGACCGUGACAAUCGGAAAGAGCCUGGGGCUGGAAGCAGUUCUCAACCCACUGUCGAAACCAUUAAUAUUAUCGUCGGAGGUAUAGCGUCCGACGGAGACAGAAGUAGUGGGCAAAAGCAGUAUGCCCGCCAACAUGCUCAUACCCCAAGAGAAUCCAGUGAUGAAGUUAGAGACAUCACUUUUGGUGCAAGAGAUUUGGAAGGAAUAUCAUAUCCUCAUGAUGAUGCCUUGGUCGUUUCUGCAGUUGUGGCUAACUUCGAAGUAAGGAGGAUUCUAGUUGAUAAUGGGAGUGCCGCGAACAUAUUAUCGCAGGAGGCUUUCACCAAAAUGGGAAUCUCUCCCAAACAGCUUAAAGCAGUAAAAACCCCCCUACAAGGAUUUGGUGGUGGAAUCAUUAUCCCUGAAGGCAUCGUCGAGCUCCCGCUUACAUUAGGAGUUGGUAGUACACAAGUGACGGAGAUCACACCAUUCCAAGUGGUUAACACCCCAAUGGCCUACAACAUCAUUCUGGGAAGACCCCUACUGAACAAGAUCCAGGCUGUUGUGUCAACUUUCCACCUCGCCAUGAAGUUUCCCACAGGUCAUGGCAUCGGAGUAGUUCGAGGAGACCAAAUGGUGGCUAGACAGUGCUAUGUUACAAGCAUCUAA